GAAUAAGAAAUGGUAAUGAUAUUUGAAUAGAUAAAAUGACAGGUUUUCCCCUGCCUGUUGGUAGCAUGCCUACUGUUGGAUAUGGCUGCUGGAAGUUAGGAAAAGAUAAAGCUGCAGACAUAGUUGAAAAAGUGAUCACCAUGGGAUACCGUCACAUUGACUCCGCUUCUGAUUAUGGAAAUGAAAAGGAGGUUGGAUUAGGUCUGAAGAGAGUUAUAGACAAAGGAAUCUGUUCCCGGGCUGAUCUGUUUGUUACUUCCAAACUUUGGAAUACAUACCACCACCCAGACAAUGUUCUUCCUGCUUGCAAGCGAACUCUGAGUGAUCUCGGCCUUGAGUACCUGGACCUGUACCUAAUACAUUUCCCAAUCAGUCUCAAGUUUGUUCCAUUUGAAACAAGGUAUCCUCCCGAAUGGUUUCAUGACCCGGAUGCUAAGGAUAAAAAAAUGGAGUUUGAACAAGUUCCUGUGCAAGAUACUUGGAGAGCGAUGGAAAAAUUAGUGGAUGCAGGGCUUGUUAAGAAUAUUGGAGUUAGUAAUUGGAAUUGUCAAGGACUAAGAGACCUCCUUUCCUUUGCUAGAAUCAAACCUUCAGUUCUCCAGAUUGAGUUACACCCAUACCUACAGCAGCCUAGGCUGGUCAACUUUGCACAAAGCAAUGGACUAGUUGUAACUGCUUUCUCUCCCAUGGGACAUGGGGCCUCAUACUUCAAUCAGAACUGUUCUACAUUGAACGAGAAGAUAAUCCAAGAGAUAGCGACGGAGAAGGGGGUGCAACCUGGACAGGUCAUUCUCAGAUGGGGUGUUCAAAGAGGGUGUGCAGUUAUUCCUAAGUCAGAAAAUGAUGAUAGAAUCCGGCAAAAUUUGGACGUAACAGGAUUCGAGCUAACUGAUGAAGAAAUGAAGAAAAUUGCAACUAUUGAUCGAAAUAUGAGGUUCAAUGAUCCUGGCGUAUUUUGUCCGGCUGCCUUCAAUACAGAAUGUCCAAUUUGGGAUUGAAGAGUCGUUCUUGAUUCCAGGGACCGAAUUUAAUUAAUUUGAGCUACAGUGCUUAACUAUACCUACUGCCGGUUUAAACACCACCGAGUUAAAGUUAAAGAUUAACGAAGGAGUUGAAUCGGCGAUUCAAAUUUGAACCGGCGUUGGGCAGUUCAGCGACUCUGCAAAUUCAUUAAAUUCGGUCCCAGGUUGGAUAAUUUUAUAACUUAAAGAUGUUUAAUUUUGAGAAUAUCUGUGACGAUAAUUUUAUCUUGAAAUAUAGAUUCAGUUUUUCCUA
Molecule: messenger RNA, 1275 nt
Organism: Eurytemora carolleeae
Lineage: Eukaryota; Metazoa; Arthropoda; Copepoda; Calanoida; Temoridae
Product: NAD(P)H-dependent D-xylose reductase
Exons: 14
Coding region: 36-998 (320 amino acids)
Cellular component (GO): cytosol
Molecular function (GO): aldose reductase (NADPH) activity
Source: RefSeq, a predicted model, not a curated record